GGCGCAGCUGACAGUGGUAACGCUGACGAGUCGCUUAUCGAAAGGACUACAGGCUAUAUCGCAGUCAAAACUCAUUUGCGGUCAAAAUGAAAAGGAAUCAUGAUUUCAGCUCCUCGGACAGCGAGCUCGACGAGAACAUCGAGAUCGAGAAAGAAAGUGCCGAUGAAAAUGGGAACCUCUGUUCUCCACACGGAUCAAUGUCUCCUACUACGUCGUCUCAAGUGCAAGCGAGAAAACGGCGCCGAGGAAUCAUUGAAAAACGUCGCCGUGACAGGAUCAACAACAGUCUAACGGAGCUGCGCCGACUCGUCCCCAGCGCCUUUGAGAAGCAGGGUUCGGCUAAACUGGAGAAAGCUGAGAUAUUGCAGAUGACCGUGGACCACCUGAAGAUGCUUCACGCCGCAGGUGGUAAAGGGUACUUCGACGCCCACGCACUGGCGAUGGAUUACCGCGGCCUCGGGUUCCGGGAGUGCCUGGCGGAGACCGCUCGCUACCUGAGCAUCAUCGAGGGCCUGGACAGCACCGACCCCCUGCGGAUACGCCUGGUCUCCCACCUGAACAGCUACGCCUCCCAGAGGGAGGUGCACACGGGACUCGGACACUUAGCCUGGGGCUCCGCUUUCGGGACGCCCCCCGCCCACCUGGCACACCACUUCCUCCUCCACCAGCAGGGGGCAGCAGCGUCACGCAGCACCAGCAGCCCCCCUUCCUCCUCCUCCUCCUCCUCUCCUUCCUCCUCCACCACCUCCUCGCCCUCCGCCGAGCCCCACGCUCCCAGCAGGCUUAGCGGCACGCCGCACCCCGAUCCCGUGCACGGGCCCCUGAGGGUGCCCCCAAACGGGGCCCUGCCCCUGCCGGUGGCCGCCUCCAAGCUCUCCCCGCCCCUCCUUUCCUCCCUCUCCACCCUUUCGGCAUUCCCUUUUUCCUUCAGCGCCUUCCCCCUGCUCUCCCCGAGCGCUCUCAGCCCCUCCACCCCUUCCUCCACUGUGGGGAAACCCUACAGGCCCUGGGGCAUGGAGAUAGGGGCCUUCUGAACUUUGCUCCUGCAGACUGAAGGAACCAGCUGAGCUGGGCUUCGGAGAACAUGGUCACAUGGUCACAUGGUCAAAAGAACCUGCCAGUCAGUCGUUUUCUUUCCCUGUUGUUCCUCCUUUUCACUCGGCAGUAGAAAAAAAAAAAACAAGGCAGACGCAGAUAUAGAAUUGCAGCUCUAGUAAUUCUAUUUCUAUAAACAAAAGAAGAAAGGCAAAACAGACUGAUUUACGACAUCAUUGAAUUUGUGUUUUUUUUUUUUUGAGCAGCAGGGGGUAGGGGUGUGUGUUUGUGCG
Molecule: messenger RNA, 1328 nt
Organism: Megalops cyprinoides (Indo-Pacific tarpon)
Lineage: Eukaryota; Metazoa; Chordata; Actinopteri; Elopiformes; Megalopidae
Gene: hey1
Product: hes-related family bHLH transcription factor with YRPW motif 1
Exons: 5
Coding region: 87-1034 (315 amino acids)
Biological process (GO): regulation of transcription by RNA polymerase II; regulation of neurogenesis; Notch signaling pathway
Cellular component (GO): nucleus
Molecular function (GO): protein dimerization activity; RNA polymerase II cis-regulatory region sequence-specific DNA binding; DNA-binding transcription factor activity, RNA polymerase II-specific
Source: RefSeq, a predicted model, not a curated record